Molecule: messenger RNA, 4044 nt
Organism: Pongo pygmaeus (Bornean orangutan)
Lineage: Eukaryota; Metazoa; Chordata; Mammalia; Primates; Hominidae
Gene: DIS3L
Product: DIS3 like exosome 3'-5' exoribonuclease
Exons: 16
Coding region: 247-3456 (1069 amino acids)
Biological process (GO): rRNA catabolic process; mRNA catabolic process
Cellular component (GO): cytoplasmic exosome (RNase complex)
Molecular function (GO): 3'-5'-RNA exonuclease activity; RNA binding
Source: RefSeq, a predicted model, not a curated record
GGCGUAGGCCCCGCGGCCUGCGCCCGCUCGCCGGCCUCACCCCCGGCCCUCUGCCGGUCGGGACCCAGCGGCCCGGGUCCGCGGCUUCCGGGGCGCCCGGGACACCCCGACUGCUCCGCCCUGUCCAAUGGGAGGGCCCGAGAGGCCCGCACCCCAUGCCGGAGGCCGGGUGGUUUGGCGUCUCAGAGGGGCCCGAGGGCGCGGAAGCCGAGGCCUCCUCCCGCCGCAACCUCGCGCGGUGGAGAAAUGGGGAGGUCCCGAGCUGGGAGCCCGCGGGAGCUACCGGCCAGCUGCUGCCGCUGCGAAGCUGACAUCGCCUGCUUUGCAGCCACAGAUGGGAAACUCUUGUCUAAUGAUGUGACUCAUUACGUGAUCCCAGACUGGAAAGUUGUUCAAGAUUAUCUUGAGAUCCUUGAGUUUCCUGAGUUGAAGGGAAUUAUUUUCAUGCAGACAGCUUGUCAAGCUGUGCAGCAUCAAAGAGGCCGGAGACAGUAUAACAAACUGCGAAACCUGCUGAAGGAUGCGCGUCAUGAUUGCAUUCUCUUUGCCAAUGAAUUCCAGCAAUGCUGCUAUCUGCCACGGGAAAGAGGAGAGUCCAUGGAGAAGUGGCAGACCAGGAGCAUAUACAAUGCAGCUGUUUGGUACUAUCAUCACUGCCAGGACAGGAUGCCGAUUGUUAUGGUGACGGAAGAUGAAGAGGCAAUUCAGCAGUAUGGAAGUGAAACAGAAGGAGUAUUCGUGAUUUCUUUCAAGAAUUACCUGGACAAUUUCUGGCCUGAUUUAAAAGCUGCCCACGAGCUUUGUGAUUCUAUCCUUCAGUCUCGACGGGAGAGAGAGAAUGAGAGUCAGGAGAGCCAUGGAAAGGAGUAUCCAGAACAUCUUCCCCUGGAAGUGUUAGAAGCUGGGAUUAAAUCUGGACGGUAUAUCCAGGGAAUUCUGAAUGUCAACAAACACAGAGCCCAAAUAGAAGCUUUUGUUCGACUUCAAGGAGCCAGCAGUAAAGAUUCAGAUUUAGUCAGUGACAUCCUAAUCCACGGGAUGAAGGCUCGAAACCGCUCAAUUCAUGGAGAUGUGGUAGUUGUGGAGCUGCUCCCUAAAAAUGAAUGGAAAGGAAGAACUGUAGCCCUGUGUGAGAAUGACUGUGACGACAAGGCUUCGGGCGAGUCCCCAAGUGAGCCCAUGCCUACAGGUCGAGUGGUGGGCAUACUUCAGAAGAACUGGCGGGAUUAUGUGGUGACAUUUCCAUCCAAAGAAGAGGUCCAAUCUCAGGGCAAAAAUGCUCAGAAAAUCCUGGUUACACCUUGGGAUUACAGAAUUCCCAAAAUUCGAAUUAGCACUCAGCAAGCAGAAACUCUCCAGGACUUCAGGGUGGUCGUGCGCAUCGAUUCCUGGGAGUCAACAUCUGUGUAUCCAAAUGGACAUUUUGUGCGUGUUUUAGGAAGAAUCGGAGAUCUGGAAGGGGAAAUUGCAACCAUCCUGGUGGAAAACAGUAUUUCAGUUAUUCCUUUCUCAGAAGCUCAGAUGUGUGAGAUGCCAGUAAACACACCAGAAAAUCCCUGGAAGGUGAGUCCUGAAGAGGAACAAAAACGUAAAGACUUGAGGAAAAGCCAUCUCGUAUUCAGCAUUGACCCCAAAGGUUGUGAAGAUGUGGAUGACACACUCUCAGUCAGAACCUUAAAUAAUGGCAACCUGGAACUUGGGGUCCACAUCGCAGAUGUAACACACUUUGUGGCACCAAAUUCUUACAUUGAUAUUGAAGCUAGAACAAGGGCCACCACUUAUUAUCUAGCAGAUCGUCGCUAUGACAUGCUGCCUUCCGUCCUCAGUGCCGAUUUGUGUUCCCUUCUGGGAGGCGUUGAUAGGUAUGCUGUAAGCAUCAUGUGGGAACUGGAUAAAGCCUCUUAUGAAAUUAAGAAAGUGUGGUAUGGCAGAACCAUUAUUCGAUCAGCAUACAAACUGUUCUAUGAAGCAGCCCAAGAACUACUGGAUGGAAACUUAAGCGUUGUUGAUGAUAUUCCAGAAUUCAAAGACUUGGAUGAGAAGAGCAGACAAGCCAAGCUGGAGGAGUUAGUGUGGGCAAUUGGAAAGCUGACUGACAUAGCUCGCCAUGUCAGAGCUAAACGAGACGGAUGUGGUGCCCUGGAACUGGAAGGGGUAGAGGUUCGCGUACAGCUAGAUGACAAAAAGAACAUUCACGACCUCAUCCCCAAGCAGCCCCUGGAAGUCCACGAGACAGUGGCUGAAUGCAUGAUCCUGGCCAACCACUGGGUCGCCAAAAAGAUCUGGGAGAGCUUCCCUCAUCAGGCCUUGCUGCGCCAGCACCCUCCUCCACACCAGGAGUUCUUUUCGGAACUCCGGGAAUGUGCUAAAGCCAAAGGCUUCUUCAUAGAUACACGGUCCAAUAAAACACUGGCUGAUUCUCUGGAUAAUGCGAACGACCCCCACGAUCCCAUCGUGAACAGGCUGCUGCGCUCCAUGGCCACGCAGGCCAUGUCGAAUGCUCUGUAUUUCUCCACCGGAUCCUGCGCAGAGGAGGAGUUCCAUCAUUACGGUGAAUCAUACCAUAUUCCUAUGUGUGGCUGUAACUUUGCGCUAGUUACUUUAAAAGAGUUUUUGUUUAUUUUGAUCUUUUGCUUUCUUUUUGAAGGUCUUGCAUUAGAUAAAUAUACCCACUUUACUUCUCCAAUAAGAAGAUAUUCAGAUAUUGUAGUACACCGCUUGUUAAUGGCAGCCAUUUCAAAAGAUAAGAAAAUGGAAAUUAAGGGAAAUUUGUUCAGCAACAAAGAUCUUGAGGAAUUAUGCAGACAUAUCAACAACAGAAACCGAGCAGCACAGCAUUCUCAGAAGCAGUCUACUGAGCUCUUCCAGUGCAUGUACUUCAAAGACAAAGACCCUGCCACCGAGGAGCGCUGCAUAUCUGAUGGAGUAAUUUAUUCAAUUAGAGCAAAUGGUGUGCUUGUAUUUAUACCAAGGUUUGGGAUUAAAGGUGCUGCUUAUCUAAAAAAUAAAGAUGGUUUAGUCAUCUCAUGUGGCCCAGAUAGCUGUUCUGAAUGGAAACCAGGAUCCCUUCAACGAUUUCAAAACAAAAUUACCUCUACUACAACAGAUGGGGAAUCUGUUACGUUCCAUUUGUUUGACCAUGUAACCGUAAGAAUAUCCAUACAGGUCUCACGUUGCCAUUCUGAUACAACCAGACUCGAAAUAAUUAGUAACAAACCAUACAAGAUACCAAAUACAGAACUUAUUCAUCAGAGUUCCCCCUUGCUGAAGAGUGAGUUAGUGAAAGAAGUAACUAAAUCUGUGGAAGAAGCUCAGCUUGCCCAAGAAGUCAAAGUAAACAUCAUUCAGGAGGAAUAUCAAGAAUAUUGCCAAACAAAGGGAAGGAGCCUAUACACACUUCUAGAGGAGAUACGGGACCUAGCUCUCCUGGAUGUUUCAAACAAUUAUGGAAUAUGAGAGGCUCUUACUUCACUAAGAGCUGUCAUAUGUGAAUGUUUUACAGUCUUUUCAAACUUAACAUUUAAUGUGUGUCACUCAGUGCUCUAGUCGAUCAGGACUGGGUAGCUAUUUCACAUAUAUGCAAAAUGUUCUCAGCCGGACGCGGUGGCUCACCUCUGUAACCCCAGCACUUUGGGAUGCUGAGGUGGGCGGAUCACGAGGUCAGGAGAUUGAGACCAUCCUGGUUAACACGGUGAAACCCAGUCUCUACUAAAAAUACAAAAAUUAGCCCGGCGUGGUGGCAUACGCCUGUAUUCCCAGCUACUUGGGAGGCUGAAGCAGGAGAAUUGCCUGAACCCAGGAAGAGGAGGUUGCAGUGAACCGAGAUCACGCCACUGCAUUCCAGCCUGGGCGACAGAGCGAGACUCCAUCUCAAAAAAAAAAAAAAAAAAAAAAAAAAAAGUUAUUCAUUAAAGUUGCAUUAAAUAAAGUAUAAUUAGGUCACUAUGGAAACAGAGUUUUCAGUAAUGAGUGGACAGUAAGUGGUGGCUCUGCAGAUUGCUAGCCCCUUUCUAAUAAGUUUAAUAAACCCAAAAUUAUUGGUUA